Molecule: messenger RNA, 1007 nt
Organism: Periconia digitata
Lineage: Eukaryota; Fungi; Ascomycota; Dothideomycetes; Pleosporales; Periconiaceae
Source: the annotation of a GenBank genome assembly
UAAUAUUAUACGACGAUUCAAUGUCAAUCCAGCAGUUACCAGUGCAGUCUACAUGAAUGCUAUUAACUGGGGGAGUCAGCCCGCGGCGAGCUCCAUUGUUCCAUGCAGAUUGCUUAAACACUGUCCAAUGAUGGAAUCUCAUGCAAAAGAUCCCGACCCCCUACCACGUCUAGUGCACAUCGGCGAGAUUGAAUUCAACCUAGGUGAAGUGGUCACAGGCGACGCAACCCCACAGGGGACUUCCAUGUUCUGCCCGAUUGUUGGUGGUCACCUCAAAACCGUCUAUCCAUUGCCAGAGGGUUUCGGAAUUAAUUCAAAGGCCACCGAAGGUCUUAGGGCGGAGGUCCUUCCAGGCGGUGGCGACAAUCCGCUGAUAUACAAUAACGAACUUGCGCAAAUUAAUGUCAGUGUUAUCGCGAAGGGUCAAAACAAUGACCACGAGUUUGGCAUUACGUCUUUUGGCUUAUGCGAGUGGAACAAACUCAUUUUCGAUAUGUUUAAUCAGAACCCCGAAGCACGAUCCUCAGAGAUGGGAGAAAUCAAUGCGUGGCAAGUGUUCCGCAUCAAAACCGAUAGUCCAGAGUACUUCUGGCUCAACUGGGCUUGUAUUAUUGGACAAGAAAAAGUGAUUUAUAAAGACAGUCGCCUGUCUACGACUCACAUGAAAUUAUUCCAAUUUCUGGUCAAAUAAGAACGUAUUUUAAGUCUUAUCACAUCAUGAAUCAAGACUGUUGAACUUCAUAUUGUUGUUCUUGCGAUCGCAUUUAGUUCGUGAUUGUUAGCGACAGAUGUUGAGCUACGCCUUGUGAAAUAUAAACUGUCCUUCUAUUAUCUUGUAGAGAUAAAUCUCCCUAGAACGCCCAAAAAGUAUUUUCAUAUAUAUCAUUCUUGUCCCGUCCAUCUUUCAUAGGUUGAUGGUCUGUCCCGCAGCUCCGCCUCGGGUUCUCCGCACGUGGUGCUGGAAAUUGGGUAAGCAAAGACGUGCAUCUACGUGCUGAUGUAGUCAC